AUGGCAUCAAGUAGCAAGUUUUGCAAGGAUGCGUGUAUGUGGAAUGAGCCUCUUGCGGACAACUGGAUGGAGGGCAAGGCUGGUGUGUCGAAUCCACAGGUACGACAGAACGCAUUCCACAUAAUGCCAGCCGGUAGCGAAAUGUUUGUGUUAUUCUUUCAGGACACAAUGUAUGAUACGAGAGUGGAGGAAGAUGCUGAGUUAUCCGAUUGGGAGGGAAGGGGGGCUUCAAAUGUUGCCCUUUUUUUGGGUUUGGAUGAGUUGCAAGCAGAAGAUGUUCUUGAAAUGGAGUUUUCUUCACCUCAGGAGGCAAGUGGCUUCUAUAACAAUUACAGCCGACUAAAGGGCUUUGCAUCAAGGCGAGGCAAGACGGUUAGAAACACUGCCGGAGAGAUAGUGCGGUACACGUUCGUUUGUAAUAGGCAGGGAUUUCGAGAGAAGAAAUGGUUGGAGAAGGUUGAUCGCAAAAGGGAGCAUAAGGUUGUAACCCGAUGCGGAUGCACGGCGGAGAUGAGGAUAAAGCGGAAAGAGGGUAGUGGGAGGUGGUAUGUGUCGCGUUUUGUCGAGGAACAUAACCACGAACUUGCGUAUGGGAAGCUUGUUGAUUAUCUGCGGUCACACAGGAAGAUAUCUGAGGUAGAAGUUGCUCAGCUAACAAGCAUGAGGGAGAUUGGGAUUAGCAUACCUAAGAUUUAUGAGUCAUUCGCAGCACAACUAGGGGGCUUUAAUCUGGUAACAUUCACAAAACAAGAUAUGUAUAAUGAGAUACGGAAACAGAGAGGUCUGCAAGGCGGAGACGUAACUGCAGCUAUUAGUUACUUGGAAGGUCUGGCACGCAUCGAUGGGAAAAUAUUUUGGCGGUACAAGUUGGGGUCAGGGCAACAGCUAUGCAACUUGUUUUGGAGCGAUGGUCAUUGUCAGGAAGAUUAUGGGAUAUUUGGCGAUGUGCUAGCAUUCGACGCUACUUACGGCCGCAACAAGUACAACCUACCCGUUGUAGUCUUUUCCGGAGUAAACCACCACAACCAGACAUGCGUAUUCGGAACAGCAAUGGUCUCAUGCGAAUCGCAGGAGUCAUAUAUUUGGGUUCUUCGCCAGUUUCUGGAAUGCAUGCAAGGUAAGGCACCGCAUUCCGUCAUCACGGAUGGCGACCCGGCCAUGCGGAUAGCAAUCCAGUCCGUCUUUCCAGACGCACAUCAUCGGUUGUGUGCCUGGCAUCUGCUGAGGAACGCGACUGCUAACAUAAGUGACCCGAGAUUCACACAAAUGUUUAGACACUGCAUGCUGGCAGAUAUUGAAAUCGAGGAGUUCGAAGCGCAUUGGGAAUCAAUGGUCAAUGAGUGCGGUGUUAGGGAGGUUGAGUGUGAGUCACUACAUGCCAAACUAGGGAGGUUUGUUGAGAGCAGGUACGGGGUGUUAGAAUUUGUCAGAAAUUUUCAAAGGUGUGUGGACUUUCUUCGUGACACCGAGGACGAGCUAGACUUUCGUUCAUGGUACGGAACACCUGUGCUACAAACGGAGUUUGUUGAGCUGGAAAAGUCUGGAUGGAGUAUGUUCACCCGCGAAAUGUUUCUCAGAUUCCGGGAUAGCCUGAAACGGUGUGUUCGUGUUAGAAUACGCGAAUUUAAUGACAGUGAGAACCCUCAUGCAUAUACUCUCCAGAAGUAUCGGAGGCCUGAGAUGAAUUGGAAGGUAUAUAGGGACCAUAUCUCGAACACAUUUAGUUGCACCUGCAUGCGUAUGGAGUCGUUUGGCAUUCCUUGUGUGCAUAUCCUUUCCGUGUGUGUAAGUCUAGACUUGGUGGAAAUCCCUGAAAGCCUUGUCCUCCGUAGAUGGUCUAAGGCAGCCAAAUUGGAGAUCCAUAACCAAUGUGUUGAGCAACAUACUGCUGACCCAAGUGUGACCUAUAGGACACGAUUGGGUGCUUUCUCCCAGCUGUGUAAGCGCUUAGGGCGCGUUGCUUGCAUGAGUCAUGAAGACUUCAAACUUUACUCAAAGAAGCUUUUGAGCGAUGCUGUGUUCCUUGAAAUAAAGUACGGGUUAAGACCAUCAACGGAUGAUAUCACAACAGCAAAUGAUUGCGGGGUGAAGGACCCUAUUCGUGUCAGAACAAAAGGCACGGGUCGGAUGAGCCAAGCAGGCGGUUCUGCGUCGAAAACGAAAAGAAAGUGCAGCACAUGCGGGAAGCUAGGGCACCGGAGGACUAGAUGCCCCAACGGAGCCACGCAAGCGCCAACGAGGAACAAUGAAUCACAUGGUGGAAGAAAUAAACGCAAGCGAUCUAAGGUACCCGUCGUUGUCCCAGAUAAUUGUCACGCUGAAAAUGCAUGUCAAGCUGGAAGCGACAAACGGGAUCACUUUUCGCUUGCAGACCCAUGA
This is a messenger RNA of Arachis ipaensis, 2379 nucleotides long. Lineage: Eukaryota; Viridiplantae; Streptophyta; Magnoliopsida; Fabales; Fabaceae. The record is from RefSeq and is a predicted model, not a curated record.